Sinocyclocheilus anshuiensis is the source of this 1471-nucleotide messenger RNA. It is a transcript of the gene myl9b, whose product is annotated as myosin, light chain 9b, regulatory. Gene Ontology annotation, molecular function: calcium ion binding. The coding region runs from base 135 to 656 and encodes 173 amino acids. The record is from RefSeq and is a predicted model, not a curated record. Lineage: Eukaryota; Metazoa; Chordata; Actinopteri; Cypriniformes; Cyprinidae. The transcript has 4 exons.
CAAGCUGAUGCUUUGUCUGGAGAAACUUUUGUGUUCCGAAAGAGUAGCAGACAGUCUUACUUUCCAGCACAAAGACACAGUCUAGUGGACAGCACAAUCCCCCAGCUGCAGCAGAGACCUGAAACUCCGUCAACAUGUCCAGCAAGCGAGCGAAGGGAAAGACCACUAAGAAGAGGCCACAGAGAGCCACUUCAAACGUGUUUGCCAUGUUUGACCAGUCACAGAUCCAGGAGUUCAAGGAGGCCUUCAACAUGAUCGACCAGAACCGAGACGGAUUCAUCGAUAAAGAGGAUCUCCAUGACAUGCUGGCCUCUUUGGGUAAGAACCCGUCUGAAGAUUACCUGGAGGGCAUGAUGAGCGAAGCUCCAGGGCCCAUCAACUUCACCAUGUUCCUCACUAUGUUUGGAGAACGGCUCAACGGAACCGACCCGGAGGACGUCAUCAGGAACGCUUUCGCCUGCUUCGACGAAGAAGGAUCCGGUUUCAUUCAUGAAGACCACCUGCGAGAGCUGCUGACCACCAUGGGAGAUCGUUUCACAGAUGAAGAUGUGGACGAGCUCUUCAGAGAGGCUCCCAUUGACAAAAAGGGCAACUUUAACUACGGCGAAUUCACCCGGAUUCUCAAACACGGGGCCAAAGACAAAGAUGACAUGUAGACGAUCAGAGAGCACACAUUACAAACACAUCAGCAUUUAGAAGUCAAGAAAAACACACCAUUUCAUGUAAUAAAUAUUCAGUGAUCUAUAAAAGUAGUAUUUUUUCUCCAAAUGCAUUUGAUAUGACCAGAUUACAAUGCUAACAAUGUGUAUUUUGUGUUUUUAUGGGGGACUACAGUGUGUUUUUUAGUAGCUUAAAGCAAUGCACUCUUCAGCUGCAGCUGGACGUCUUGAGCUUUCUGAAUCUGUGCAACUCGGAAUGAAACUAUUACAUUGGAGAUGCCAUAAACCUGUAGGCAUAGGUAUGUUUCCAUGUGCAUUUAUAAGGAGCAUCUUACUGAGAGAUAUUAUCAGAUAUAGAAAACACGAUGGGUAUUUUUAAACAUUUUAAAGUCAUUAUAGAAAGUCAUUCAUGGAAGUAAAACUACAGCAUGACAAAUUCAUAAAAAAGCUCAUCUUUAUUAUUUAAGCUGCACGUUCUCCUCUUCGACGCAGACUUUGGGAUAAGUUGUGGUGGUACUGCUACUUGUAUUUUCCCAUCAAACCCUGUGAAUAUCUGGCUUAUAAAAUCAUGUGGCAGCUCUCAGACAUGAAGUCAUCCAUCAUAUGAACAUGAAACAUUUUAUACUGAAAUAAAGACGGUCUCAAGUAUUUCUGUGCAUGCAGAAAUCAUCACAAAUAUCCUAAUGUGUGAAAAUCUGUAAAAUAAAGCUAUUUCCAUUACUCCACAACAUUAAUACAAAUAUAUGAAAAACGAAGCUUUAUUUUUCUGUAAUGCUUGUACAAAAAGACAUCAAAUAAAAUUUUAAGGCAGA